Molecule: messenger RNA, 3258 nt
Organism: Ictalurus furcatus (blue catfish)
Lineage: Eukaryota; Metazoa; Chordata; Actinopteri; Siluriformes; Ictaluridae
Gene: vma22
Product: coiled-coil domain containing 115
Exons: 5
Coding region: 613-1245 (210 amino acids)
Biological process (GO): vacuolar proton-transporting V-type ATPase complex assembly
Cellular component (GO): extrinsic component of endoplasmic reticulum membrane
Source: RefSeq, a predicted model, not a curated record
CCCGGGUUCGACUCCCGGUAUGGGAAUGAAAUUUUUUCCUUAGGAGUUCUUUAAUUGCAAUAUGAACAAUUAAAUUUCGCUUUAAGUUUGGUGCAAGAAGCUUUGUAAGAUGCAGUACUGCCCAAACGAGAAUGUGUCUAAAUUUACAAUACCGUGCAACAAAUUUGCACUUCUGAUUUUCGGCUUUAGCUAAAGAUUUAGUUGAAAAUGGCGUACACAUAAAUAGAGGCUACAGCUGUCUAACACGAAACAAAGCAGACACGGUCGGAUACGUUGUCAACUCACUUGAUGUGGUUUAUGUACAACAAAACAUGUUUAGCAUAGUUGCUUGUGUAAAUACUCUGUAAAUUUAACCUGUAAACGUGGCCGUUGUUCACAGGUACAGAAACCCGGAAAUAUCGUCACCUUCUAUCAGCUGACUCGCUGUCAUGUGACUUACAAUGGCGACGCGGUGAAUGGAGAAAAUACAGGAUAACAUACAAUAAAAACACACAAAUAAUGACGCUUUAUCACAAUAUUUGAUCGAUUCUGUUAUACUGCACGAAGCUGAUUGUCGCUGUCUGAAAUAUAUUAGCUUUCGUUAAACCUCAGCUGCGAAUUACACGUGUGGAAAUGGGUCUAGAUCCUGCUUCUCUCCGCUUAGACCAGCAGUUACUUCAGUUUAUGGAUCAGCUUGAGAUCUUGGAGGAGAAAAGACAAAAACUUAACACGCUCAUAGAAGAGGGAUGGUUUAACAUUUCCAAGGCACGUUACUCGAUGGGGAACAAGCGUGUCUCCGCCCUGCAGUAUGCCAGUGACAUGGAGCCACUUGUACAUGUUUAUGAAAGCCAGACAGAAAAGGGUGAUGCGGAGUUCAAGUGUGUGCGAACAGAAGACAAAGCAGAAGAACUCAGAGAGAGUGAUAUAGUAGAGACCAUAGGGCCAGCAGAGGGAGGCCUUAGAAGGCGGGUAAACAUUAAAAACAAAGAAAAUAAGGAAGAAAAAGACACUUCUAAAGAUGAAUGUGAGAAGGAACCUCAGUUUAACUCAACGAGUGAGAAAUCUCCAUGUCAACAUCAAGAUCCUCUGAAAUGGUUUGGGAUCCUUGUCCCACAAAACCUUAAGCAAGCUCAGACAGCUUUUAAAGAAGUCAUUACUCUAGCAGCUGAGAUCUCAACCCUGCAGAGUGCGAUUGUGAAAACUAGAUUGGAGAUGCAGUCUCAGAUGAAGGAUAAACAGAAGAUUGUCUCUGAAUUGAAAGAAUAACGCAUCAUACAUGAGUGUUUAGUUUGUUUUUCCUAAUUUUAUAUUUAUUUCUCAGAUGUUGUACCAGUCCCUUUUAUGUACUACAAUGUGAGUGAUUCUUUACUUGGGGGGGGGGGGGGGAAUAAAUCUUGUAAUAAACUUUUUAAUGCAGUGAUAAAUUGUGGUUAACAAAUGCAUGUUUACACAGCUACCCAUUUACCUGUCAAUCAGCUACAGCAGUGAAAAAUAGUAAGAAACCUUAAUUUAAAACUUUUUUCAUACUUAAUUUUGCUAAUUGUUACAUUUCAAAUGAGGGUUUCUAAAAUUUUCCUAAACUGUUGGAUAUUUCUAUGUUGAAUUUCUGGCAACUGACCAAAAAACCCCAAAGAUUUUGGACCAAAAUUAGAGUUGCUCUGCAAAUAUUUAACAAAUAAAUUACUGAAAAAUACAAUAGUUGUUUUAGAUGCUGUUUAGUUUUAUGGUGUCUUAGUCGAAAUAUAGAAUGGCAUGGUGCUUAUGUUUUAAAGAAUGAUAAUUAUGUUAUCAGUUAUGGAAGUAUUUUCCAGACUAUUUUCAAAACUAAUUGCAAAUUGUAUUUGCAAUUGUGUUUUCUAUUUGUGGAUGCAUAAAUUGACAUAAUUAGAAUGAAAAUUGCACACCGCGUAUUACUAUUUGCAUUUUCAUUUACACAAACGUACAACAUCUGUCAAAUUUAAAAUGGAAAAGCAAAGUCCAUUUGCAAUUUCAUUUCCCAUGACGAGUUAUGACCCUGUCAUAUCAAAAUAACAAUAGAAAUGACUCCUUUUUCUAUUUCACUUCCUCAGUGUGGGGAGCACAGUGGCUUAGUAGUUAACAUGUUUGUCUCACACUAUCAGGGUUGGGGCUUUGAUUCCCACUGCCACCCUUUGUGUGUGGAGCUUGCAUGUUCUCCCCAUGUUUUGGUGCUCCAGGCACUCCAGUUUCCUCUCCCAGUCCAAAGAUGUGCUGUAUGAUUACCAAAUUGGUUUGACUGUGAUUAUGCCCUGUGAUGGGUUGGCACCCCACCUUGUGCCCAGAGUUCCCUGGGACAGAUUCCAGGCAACCCACAGCCCUGUGUAGGAUAAGUGGUACAGAAUAUGGAUGGAUGGACUUCCUCAGUGUCACAUAUGGAGCCUGCCAAAAUUCAAAUGGAAUUGCCUUGUUGGGAGUGGGAGUAUACUUUGGGGUGUGUUUUGUAUUUUGAAGUGACUUCAAUCACAGUCCACCACAUUUCAGAGCGCCUUGCGGUCGAUGCCCAAGAAGGAAAAUGUGCUGAACAGACAAUUGUGCUGCCAAAUACAAACACUCCCCAUAGUAUACUCCCACCCCCAACAUUGAUUGACAGGUUUAUGUGCAAGGCAUCGGAAAUGAAAAUACAAAGGGAACUGUGAUUCCAUUUGAGUUUUGGCAGGCUCCAUACACAACACUGAUUAAGUGAAAUAGCAAACAAGGUAACUGCUAUUUCGAUAUGACAGAGUCAUAACUCAUAAGACAUGGUAAAUUCAGUUGCAGAUGGACUUUGCUUUUCCAUUUGAAAUUUGGCAGACGUUGUACGUUUGUGUAAAUGAAGUAAGUCACAAUUUAUGCAUCCACAAAUAGAAAAUGCAAUUGGAAAUACAAUUUAUAAAUAGAAAAUAGUCUGGAAAAUAAUUCCAUAAUCAGUGUUUAUGAUAAAUAAAUGUAAAAGGAAUUAAAUUAUUUUAGUGUUAUUAAAGACAAUGAAAUAUCAGUUGCCUUGACUGCUUUCAAAAUACUGGUAUUGGCAUCAUGAAAAACAUUGGCCAUCCACUAGUAUUAAUUUGUACUUCACUUAAAACGGGGUUAGAAAUCUUUGCUUAAAGAGACACUGUUGUCAGUCUGGUCCAAAGAGUGAUGUCAGAAUCUAGCCACCUGUAUACUUAUCCAUAGAAGAAAAAUAUAUGGAUGACAGAAUGCCAAAUUGAAAACAUAUGUAUCAUUGAAUGUAUCACUAUAUCUUUCAAAAUAUUCCUUUGUAAAUAAACAAAUGCAUCAAUC